Molecule: messenger RNA, 1209 nt
Organism: Strongyloides ratti
Lineage: Eukaryota; Metazoa; Nematoda; Chromadorea; Rhabditida; Strongyloididae
Product: Protein phosphatase 2C (PP2C)-like domain-containing protein
Exons: 2
Coding region: 1-1209 (402 amino acids)
Biological process (GO): protein dephosphorylation
Molecular function (GO): cation binding; protein serine/threonine phosphatase activity
Source: RefSeq, a predicted model, not a curated record
AUGGGUGCUACUCUUAGUGAACCCGUGACUACUAAGGACACAAAUGCUAUACGUAAUGAAGAUUAUAUCGUUGGAAGUUCAUGUAUGCAAGGAUGGCGUCUAGAUAUGGAAGAUGCACAUACCCAUAUUUUAUCUUUACCAGAUGAUAAAGAUACUUCAUUUUUUGGAGUAUAUGAUGGGCAUGGAGGUCCUAAAGUUUCUCAAUUUGCUGGGCUGAACUUACAUAAAAGAAUUGUUCAAAGUGAAAAAUUUAAAAGUGGUAAUAUUGAGGAAGGAAUAGUUGAUGGUUUUAUUGCGUUAGAUGAGCAGAUGUUGAAUGAUGAAUUUAUGAAGAAAGAUACAAGUGGUUCAACUGCUGUUAUAUGUCUUAUAAAAAAUAAUAUACUUUAUACAGGAAAUUCUGGUGAUUCUCGUGCUGUAGCAAGUGUUAAUGGUUGUGCAAUUCCAUUAAGUUAUGAUCACAAACCUCAGAAUGCUGAUGAGUCACGUCGUAUUUAUGAAGCCGGUGGUUUUGUUGAAUUUAGUAGAGUUAAUGGAAAUUUAGCUCUUUCCCGUGCCUUGGGAGAUUUUUGCUAUAAACAAAGGGAAGAUCUUUCACCAUCAAAGCAAAUUGUUACUGUUGUUCCAGAAGUUACAACUCAUAAAUUAAAUAAAGAUUUUGAAUUUCUUAUUAUUGCCUGUGAUGGUAUUUGGGAUGUUAUGUCUAAUCAAGCUGCAGUUGAUUUUGUCAGAGCUAAAUUGGCUGAGGGUAUCCCUCCAGAGGAAAUUUGUGAAAGUAUGCUUAAUCAUUGUUUAUCACCAGACAGUAAAAUGGAAGGAUUAGGUUGUGAUAAUAUGACACUUAUUAUUGUAUGUCUUUUACAAGGUGAUACUCAAGAAGAAUUUAUUCAACGUGUAAAAAGACCUGCCGAUUUUACUACAAUUGAAAAAUUUGAUAUAAAACCUGAAGAAACUGAGCCAUAUAUUCCACCAGAAGAUACAAAUCGUGGAAGUUCAUCUCCAAUUGGACAAACCAUUAGAACUGCUAGAGAACUUCAAGAAAAUUUAGAUAGGUUUAGAAACAGUCUAUCAAAUGAACAAGAUGUGCUAGAAUGCUUUUCUGCUAUAAGAGAUGUAUUUGGAAUUGGCAUUAAUGAAAAUGAAGAUAAUUCGCCUCCACAAGUUUUUGAUGUUGAUAAAGAAGAUGAAAAAAAAGAGACUAAAGAAUGA